Molecule: messenger RNA, 1359 nt
Organism: Brienomyrus brachyistius
Lineage: Eukaryota; Metazoa; Chordata; Actinopteri; Osteoglossiformes; Mormyridae
Gene: arpc2
Product: actin related protein 2/3 complex, subunit 2
Exons: 10
Coding region: 162-1061 (299 amino acids)
Biological process (GO): actin filament polymerization; Arp2/3 complex-mediated actin nucleation
Cellular component (GO): Arp2/3 protein complex; actin cytoskeleton
Molecular function (GO): structural constituent of cytoskeleton; actin filament binding
Source: RefSeq, a predicted model, not a curated record
UUGCGUGGGUCCUCAGAGCACAGAGCGGAAGUAGCUACCUUCGCUUUGCGAUAGGGGUACAAUAGGAAGACCGAUCGCGAAAAAAUAAAAGCCCGCUUAGUGUAUACUGCCAACAUAGUGCAAUAAAGGCUUUUUUACAAUACAUAUCGCUUAGUUCCACCAUGAUCUUGCUGGAAAUCAACAACCGGAUUAUAGAGGAGACGUUGUCUCUGAAAUUUGAUAGCGCGUCCAAUGGAAACAAGCCUGAAGCAGUGGAGGUGACGUUUGCAGAUUUCGAUGGUGUCCUUUACCACAUCUCCAACCCCAAUGGUGACAAGACCAAGGUGAUGGUCAGCAUCUCCCUGAAGUUCUACAAGGAACUACAGGAACAUGGUGCUGACGAGCUUUUAAAGAGGGUCUAUGGCAACUACUUGGUGUCGCCAGAGUCAGGCUACAACGUGUCCCUGCUCUAUGACCUCGAUGCCCUGCCGGCUAAUAAGGAAGAAACCAUCCACCAGGCAGGCAUGCUGAAGAGGAACUGCUUCGCUUCCGUGUUUGAGAAGUACUUCAAGUUCCAGGAGGAGGGUCGCGAGGGCGAGAAGCGGGCUGUCGUGCACUACCGGGAUGACGAGUCCAUGUAUCUUGAGGCAAAAAAGGACAGAGUGACAGUGGUGUUCAGCACGGUGUUCAAGGAUGACGACGAUGUCAUUAUCGGGAAGGUGUUCAUGCAGGAGUUCAAGGAGGGUCGCCGUGCCAGCCACACGGCCCCCCAGGUGCUGUUCAACCACAGAGAGCCCCCGCUUGAGCUGAAGGACACAGAUGCUGCCGUGGGUGACAAUAUUGGCUACAUCACCUUCGUGCUGUUCCCUCGCCAUACCAGCGCCAACGCGCGAGACAACACCAUCAACCUCAUCCAUACCUUCCGCGACUACCUGCAUUACCACAUAAAAUGCUCUAAGGCCUACAUCCACACACGCAUGAGAGCCAAGACCUCCGACUUCCUCAAAGUGCUGAACCGGGCCCGCCCUGAUGCCGAGAAAAAGGAAAUGAAGACCAUCUCGGGAAAGACCUUCUCUCGCUAAGGAUCAGACUGCAGACUUGGACUCGGCAGGGCCUUGAGCGACCUGCCAUUCCAUGGUGGACCCAGGGUUCUCUGCUUGGCCAGUGUCCCAUUUCGCAGAUGUUACUCUAGAAUCGGCGAGUUUCAUCAUGAGAAACAAAACAAAACGAAAAAAAAAAAAAAAUCGAAGAGCAUUCCUUGCUUUGCAUAGUAAGAUAUAUAUGUAUAAAGAUAUAAAUGACCUUUUUGAUACAAUACAAUCUUUUAUUCCAUUGGACGUUUGGUACUUAAGCCUUGCAGCCCUACCCCACCCCCACCCC